CCUGGCAUUUGACAAGAUUUACGUUAAAUCAAAACAACAAGCCACAGCGCAUUCGUAGCAACAAAUUUGUGAAGUGAGUCCAGAAAAUGGAAAAAAUGGAACAAAUUCAGCUAGAAAAUGUAACCUUCAACGUACCGGAAGUGUUGUCUUGCAUUAGCAAAUAUCAGGAGCAUGUGCGAGACAUUGUAAAUUCCAACUACGUAGACUUCCUGUCGAUCAGCAAUCACGAUAUGUUGGAUGACCUGAAGUCGCUAGAGACGGAUAUAAAGGAACUCAUCGCUUCGACCAGCCAACUAACGGUGGACAAGUCCAAUGUAGCCUGGAACGAUCUGCGAAACUACCAACGCGAUCUCGAAGAGGGCAUACGGGGCUACAAGAUUGCCCGCAAGUUGCUUUCAAUUCACGACUUGUUUGAGAGCUUGAAUCUGUCUGGAAACGGAUACGAGAAGACAGCCCACAUCCUGACCAAGAUCAAAACGAUGUUGGAUGAGCUGGACGAUCCUGUGUUGGAAGAGCUACAUUUCUUCCAGGGUCUGAUUCUACGCCAUGAAACGGAAUACGAUAAGCUCCUGAACGAUCUGGAUGUCACUUUCAAUAAGCUGGUUCAGUUGCAGCAACGUUCUUUCCAAAAUACCAAAUCGGUGACGAUACGCAUUCAUAAGGAUGAAAACUUACUGUAUCAGGUGGUAGUAACGCAGUUGAAAACUCAACACAAUUUCGAGUCGGUCUGUCAAUUCCUAUUGGAAAACGUUUUUGCUCCCGUUAUUGUGAAACCUGUUUCACUGAUUUGUGAUGAAAAAUCGAAUGAGCAAAGCGUAUUAAUUCAACUCUCCUACCAGCUGUCGGUGGGAGAAGAUCUACGCCCCGGCUACAAGACCGUUCUGUCGAAUGUAAUGCAAAUCUUUUACAAUCUUAGCAACAUGAACAUCGUAGUGUCGGACGACGAAUGUUUGUUCAAGGUGCUUGCCCGGCAGAUGAAAAAGAGGCUGUGUUCCUUGCUGAUGGAGCAAUGUUUGGAUCGCGACAUCCCUGACACUAUUGAAGGAAUGAAGGAAUCUUCAAUGGUGAAGGACGUAUGCGAGUUCAAUACGUUCCUAAAAACGACCAACUUUGUAGAUGGCGAAAAUGACGAUUUACUGGAGGAAUAUGCCAAUUCGAUCGAAACAGUUCAUCAGAAAAAGCUUUGCGACAAUGUGCUUGACACGGCUGUGCAAAUAAUGAAACAUGAGAGCCAUGAAAUGGUGCUAAUCGAAGAUCACGAGUACCAGUUCGUCGGCAGUACUUCGGCCCGCCUCUCAAGCUGCAUGGUAACUCGUACGGUGGUGGAUCUGAAGAAAUUUUUAGACAAGGUGCUUGCGGAAGCAUUUGCUAACGGUGGAGCAGCGGACCGGUUCAUUCAAACGAUAGCCACCAUUCUGGAACGCUAUAUGGUAGACGUACCAAUGGCAAAUGAAAAGUUGCUCUUCAAGAUUCCUCAACAGUCGGCCCUGUUCCGAAAUGAUUGUACGUACUUGAAUUAUUGGCUCCAGAAAAAUGACGACAAACUGAAGGAUCACUCCUCAUUUGCAACCAUUUCGGAGGCAUUGAAGGCCUGCGGAGAAGAUAUAUUUCAGCAUCAGCUAAAUACCCAACGCACACAAAUGAUGCAAGCAUUGAACGGAUUUAAACUUUCCAUACAUUUGGUAGAGCUUGGCACCGACCAGCAACGCGCCGUCCGACAGUGUGUUCGUCAAUUCGAACUGCUGAAAAAUGUGUGGCAAACUGUGUUGCCCGAGUCCGUUUACAAACAGAGCUUGUCGGGAUUGGUGGACCAGUUCUUAAGAGAAAUCAUGAAAAGAAUUCAAAACCUCGAAGACAUUACAACCGCUAUCGGUAAUGGAUUGGUGCUGCUUAUCGACAUCAUAAUAGAGACGUUACCGAACCUGUUUAAGGAACCUAGCGAGAUUCACCAGCUCGUCAAACAGUGGACAAAGUUGCUGCAACUGCGACAAAUAUUGUGUGGCUCACUGGUGGAAAUCACGGAGUUGUGGGCCGAAGGCAAAGGUCCCCUUACAAUGUGUUUCAGCGCGGAAGAAAUCAAACAUAUGGUUCGAGCCCUGUUUCAGAAUACUAAACAGCGUCAGGCUUGCAUUGCUUCCAUCGUUUAG
Molecule: messenger RNA, 2147 nt
Organism: Anopheles merus
Lineage: Eukaryota; Metazoa; Arthropoda; Insecta; Diptera; Culicidae
Gene: Zw10
Product: centromere/kinetochore protein zw10
Exons: 3
Coding region: 87-2147 (686 amino acids)
Biological process (GO): mitotic spindle assembly checkpoint signaling; endoplasmic reticulum to Golgi vesicle-mediated transport
Cellular component (GO): RZZ complex
Source: RefSeq, a predicted model, not a curated record